AUGCAAGCUUUUGAUAGAUUCUCAAGAGCAAAAGGCCUCAAGGUAAACCCUGCCAAAUGUAAGAUUUACUAUGGAGGGGUUGAUAAUGACAUGAAAGCUACAAUCAUGCAAACUACCAGAAUUAAUCGUUGGAGCUCUCAGUUGCUUAGUUAUGCUUUACCCUUUCCUAAACUUAUGAUACAUAAAAUUGAUGUUAUAUGUAGAAUAUUUUUAUGGACUGAUCAGAAAGAGAAGAGCAAAAAGAGCCUGAUUGCUUGGAAAACUGUUUGCAGUCUAAAGAAGAAAGGAGGUUUGAAUCUAAUUGAUCUGCAAACCUGGAACAAUACAGUUAUGGCUAAGCUGCUUUGGAAUUUGAGUGGUAAGGUUGACAAUAUGCAUGUGAAGUGGUUCACGCCUACUAUAUAA
Molecule: messenger RNA, 405 nt
Organism: Vicia villosa (hairy vetch)
Lineage: Eukaryota; Viridiplantae; Streptophyta; Magnoliopsida; Fabales; Fabaceae
Exons: 3
Coding region: 1-405 (134 amino acids)
Source: RefSeq, a predicted model, not a curated record